AUGGACACGUCUUCAUUGGAAGCGUUCACUCGGCUUAGCCAGAAUAUAUAUCUCUACCAACCAACAUCACCGCAUAUCGAACGCUCCGUAUCGCCCACGCUGAUCAUCCUAUGCACAUGGCUGGGAGGCGCAACCAUUCGCAGAAUCUCCAAAUACACGACUGAAUAUCAACGACGGUUCCCGAGUGCCUACAUUCUUCUCAUCACUGCUAAUUUCUCUGAUAUCACCGUUCGCUCCUUUCAAGCGAUCCGUCGCGGACUGGCCCCAGCCCGCGCAGCCAUCAGGCGUAUCCUCUCGUCCAACAAUGCGCCCACGACCCUCCUCCAUAUCUUCUCCCAUGGGGGCUGCAACACAGCCGCCCAGCUUGUCCGCUCGAUAAGUGAAGAACCCAACGAUACCAGCUUCCUCUCCACGCUCCAACUCGUCGUUUUCGACUGUUGUCCGGGGGACAACGCAUUUGGCCGCUCUUACAAUGCCGCCGCGCUCUCCCUUCCCAGCACGCAGCCCGCCAACACGAUUGGCAGGUUGUUGCUCUAUCCAACGAUGGGGAUGAUCACCAGUCUCCAACACAUUGGAGUGAUGCACUCCGUGGCGGAUUUACGAUCCGAGCUCAACGACCCCACUUUGUUCGGGGUCGCCGCGCGGAGACUCUACUUGUACUCACAGGAGGACGAGAUGGUCCGAUGGCUGGAUGUCGAGCGACACAUGGAUGCUGCUCGCGCGAAAGGUUUCCCCGUCGAUGGGGUUUGCUUCGAACACGGCCCUCACUGCGCAUUGGUGAUGGCAGAUGGGCUGCGGUAUUGGACAGCGAUUGAACGAGCCUGGAGUGAGACUGGCUGUGGUGAAGGUGGCUCAAUUCGAGGGGGUAAGAAAUCUAAACUCUGA
Molecule: messenger RNA, 885 nt
Organism: Aspergillus terreus NIH2624
Lineage: Eukaryota; Fungi; Ascomycota; Eurotiomycetes; Eurotiales; Aspergillaceae
Product: TMEM53 family protein
Exons: 1
Coding region: 1-885 (294 amino acids)
Source: RefSeq, a predicted model, not a curated record